This is a messenger RNA of Mesorhabditis belari, 1389 nucleotides long. Lineage: Eukaryota; Metazoa; Nematoda; Chromadorea; Rhabditida; Rhabditidae. The record is from the annotation of a GenBank genome assembly.
AUGGGUGACCUUGUCGGGAUGGACGGUGACGAUUACUAUGAUCAAUUCUUGCCGAUGCACUCAAAUCAGUGCAUCGAGGUGGGCAUGUUAAUGCGAGUGAAUGGAGAUCUCACAUCAAGAGCUGAAGUUAGGGUUCUCUACACGUUAAUCUACUUUGUCAUUUUUGUAAUCGGCGUUAUCGGCAAUGGUUUACUCAUUUCGUCAACUGUCAUGCGAAGACGUAUCACUGUCGCCAAUAUUUUUCUCGUUAAUCUCGCCAUUUCGGAUUUGUUAUUAUGCAUCACAGCCAUCCCAAUCACUCCCACACUGGCUUUCUUCAAGAAAUGGAUGUUCGGAGAGUUUAUGUGCAAAUUUUUGCCCGCAUGGCAAGCUGUAUCAGUGUUGAUUUCUACGUACAGUCUCUGUUUCAUCGCUGUCGAUCGUUAUCGGAGUAUUGUGACGCCGUUGAAAGAACCGUGGACAAUAAGGAAUGCUCAGGCAAUAAUGCUGAUGACAUGGCUGAUGGCGAGUUUCCUUGCGAUGCCUUUGUAUUACACGCAAACACUCAUCAAGAUCAAUUUGCCCGAUGGGAGUUCACUGUGUGACGAUUUUUGCGGCGAGUACGAUUGGCCGAACAAUGACAUGUACAAACUAAGCUACGGUUUUAUGCUGUUGAUGUUGACAUUUGUCGUUCCAGCGCUUAUCAUGACAUUUUGUUAUAUGAAAAUUUUGCAAAAGGUACGAAAAGAUUGGAUUGUGGCCGAGGGAUCGAUGCUGACAGCAGCACAACAAGUGCAAACAGCCGCUCGAAAGAGGCGCGUGAUGUACGUGUUGAUAUUGAUGGUUGUCGUGUUUAUGCUGUGCUGGCUACCGCUCACCGUCGUCAAUCUUCUGAGAGAUCUCGUCUUUUUGAGGCCCGAACACCAGAUGUACUUCAUUUUGUUGAAUGCGCACGCGUUGGCGAUGACGUCGAUCUUGUGGAAUCCGAUUCUCUAUUUCUGGAUGAGCAAGCGUCAUCGUCGAGCGCUCAAGGAUGACAUGUUCUGGUUGACGAACGCGAAACGACAGCCGGCCAGUGCUUUGAGCAGAUUCGCUCCAUCUCCUUCGGUUUCCGUUGUCUACAAGCGCGCCCUUGAGCGUCAUUUAAUCAACAAUACUUUCAGAAGGGGCACUCUGGCUGAUCCAACUUGCAUGUCAAGGGAGAGAGCGCUCGAGGAAAUGCACGCGAAUUGUUUCCUUUUGGUACCAUUGAUGCCGUUGUGUCAAAACGUUCGACGGAAUUCUCAUCUCGCAUUGGAUGGACAUCACCAUCGAAUAAUUCGUCACUCCUCAUCGGGAAGUGGGCAUAACAGGAGAAGACAAUCAACAAUCACUGAGACAACAAGAGCAUCGAUUACAAUAAAAGAGACU